Messenger RNA from Penicillium cataractarum, 714 nucleotides. Its product is annotated as germin family protein. Gene Ontology annotation, molecular function: manganese ion binding. The transcript has 3 exons. Gene Ontology annotation, cellular component: cell wall. The coding region runs from base 1 to 714 and encodes 237 amino acids. The record is from RefSeq and is a predicted model, not a curated record. Lineage: Eukaryota; Fungi; Ascomycota; Eurotiomycetes; Eurotiales; Aspergillaceae.
AUGUUUCCUCAAUUCGCUUCCAGCUCUGUCCUUGCCUGUGCCCUCGUUUUGGCUCUACAGGCGGAGGCAGCGCCUCACCAAAUGCUCGAACGUGCAACAACCGAACUCAGCUUAACAGCUCAACUGCGACUUGCAGAUAGUGCUGCCGAACGCUAUCAGCUCUUGCCAAAGGAUGAAGACUUUGUCUUCGAUUUCAACAAAAACGCUGAACUUCCAUUGGCCAACCGCAAGAACUUCCCUGCUCUUACUGGCUAUGGCGCAUCUUUCAGUCUUUCGCAAUUGCCAGCAUGCAGCAUGAGCUUUGUCCACCUCCAUCCUCGUGCUACCGAGCUCUUUGCCAUCACCUCUGGCCGCGUGCUCUCCGAGAUGGUUCCGGAAGGAGGCGUGGUUGACUCGGAAGGCAAUCAGCGAGUCAUCAAAGCAGAAAUUAGCCAGGGCAUGUUGACCAUCUAUCCGGCUGGUUCAUUUCACACGCAGGUGAAUCCGGACUGUGAGCCUGCCAACUUCACGGCAGCCUUCACAUCUGAGGACUCUGGAAUUUCUUUGGUCGCGGAUCAAACCUUUGCUUUUAGCGAUGAUGUUAUCGCCGCAACAUUCGGGCAGAGCAUUGCGGGUGAGGAUAUUGAUAAAGUGAGAGAUGCUAUCCCGGGAGAUAUGUUGAUUAAGGUUGAGGAGUGCUUGACCAAGUGUGGCAAGCAGAAGCGUCAAGUGUGA